CAUUUUUUCUCUCUUCUUUCUCUUCUCUUUUUCUCUCUCGUACUUUUAAUAGCUUGAGAAAAAAUAAAAAUGAGAGGGGGUAUCUUGCUGUCGGUACUACUGUUGGCCACCUGCCAAUUCUCCUUAUCCAUCAGGGAUGGAUUAGUGAAAAAUGGCAACUUUGAGCUUGCUCCUAAGCCAUCAGACAUGAAAGGGACACAGGUGAUUGGCAAGAACGCAAUACCAGAAUGGGAGAUUUCUGGGUUUGUAGAGUAUAUAAAAUCAGGUCAAAAACAAGGCGACAUGUUGCUAGUAGUGCCCGAAGGAGCGUAUGCUGUUAGGCUUGGAAAUGAAGCAUCAAUUAAACAAAGAAUGAGAGUUAUUAAAGGAAUGUACUAUUCCAUAACAUUUAGUGCAGCUAGAACUUGUGCACAAGAAGAGAAAUUGAAUGUUUCUGUAUCGCCGGAUUGGGGUGUUUUGCCAAUGCAAACUAUGUAUAGUAGUAAUGGAUGGGACUCCUAUGCUUGGGCCUUUCAAGCUGAGUUUCAAUAUGUGGACCUUGUCAUUCACAAUCCUGGAGUUGAAGAAGAUCCUGCUUGUGGUCCUUUAAUUGACUCUGUUGCCAUCAGAGCUCUCUAUCCUCCUAGGCCAACCAACAAGAACAUACUGAAAAAUGGAGGGUUCGAAGAAGGUCCAUAUGUAUUUCCCAACACAUCAUGGGGUGUGCUGAUCCCACCAAACAUUGAAGAUGAUCACUCUCCCCUCCCUGGCUGGAUGGUAGAAUCUCUCAAAGCAGUUAAGUACAUCGACGUUGACCAUUUCUCGGUGCCUCAGGGGAGACGAGCGAUAGAGCUAGUGGCAGGGAAAGAAAGCGCCAUUGCGCAAGUAGCACGAACUGUCAUUGGCAAAACGUAUACCCUUUCGUUCGCAGUAGGGGAUGCUAGCAACUCCUGCGAAGGGUCAAUGGUGGUCGAAGCCUUCGCGGGGAAGGAUACACUGAAAGUUCCUUACGAGUCCAAAGGCAAAGGUGGGUUCAAGCGUGCAGUGCUUAGAUUUGUUGCUGUUGCUAACAGAACAAGAAUUAUGUUCUACAGCACAUUUUACACUAUGAGGAGUGAUGAUUUCUCUUCUCUUUGUGGACCUGUGCUUGAUGACGUGAAGCUGUUAAGUGUUCGCAAACCGUGAUGGAUUUGAAAGCUAAGCUAUGAGGUGAAAUGCGAGGGCCAGAAAAAAAAAAAAAAA
This is a messenger RNA of Ricinus communis (castor bean), 1221 nucleotides long. RefSeq lists its product as uncharacterized. The record is from RefSeq and is marked predicted. Gene Ontology annotation, cellular component: plant-type cell wall. NCBI's taxonomy places the organism in Eukaryota, Viridiplantae, Streptophyta, Magnoliopsida, Malpighiales, Euphorbiaceae.